This is a messenger RNA of Silurus meridionalis, 3392 nucleotides long. RefSeq names its product sphingosine kinase 1-like. Lineage: Eukaryota; Metazoa; Chordata; Actinopteri; Siluriformes; Siluridae. Gene Ontology annotation, cellular component: cytoplasm; membrane; intracellular membrane-bounded organelle. Gene Ontology annotation, biological process: negative regulation of apoptotic process; cellular response to growth factor stimulus; sphingosine biosynthetic process. The record is from RefSeq and is a predicted model, not a curated record. The coding region runs from base 228 to 1850 and encodes 540 amino acids. The transcript has 5 exons.
GAAUGAAUGGAUGGAUGAAUGAAUGAUGGGAAAUUAAAUAUAUGACGGAAAUGAGAAUAGAGGUGUUGUGGUGUUUGAAGUCUGUUGCUUCAUUUGGCCACUAGGUGUCUCAGUUUUCCUCUCUGCAGAUUAAAGUACAAUAAACUCAUCUGUAACUCCACACACACACACACACACACACACACUCAGUCUAAGUGGAGCUGUACGGGACGAUCGGGUCCGUCAGCAUGGACAGCGCGACUCUGGAGUGGGACCCUGCGGCCGCCGCGCUCCCGAUGCGGGGUGAGUUCACGUGUGAAGCCCGGGUCCGGUACACGCUGCUCCUGACGGAGAGGGAGCUGACGGUGCAGAAGGUCGGCACCGGGCGGGGGAAACCGGGAGCGGUGACCGUGCUGGAGCUCCAGGACUGCAUCGGCUGCUGCGCGUACGGAGCGGAGGUCGGGGCGGACACGAGCGCGGGAUUCGCGGUGUUCUUCUACACAGUGAGGAGGCGCUGGGCCGGGCUGAGUUCUGCUCAGAGGCGCUGCCGAGUGGAGCUCCGAUUCCGGGUGACAGGGAGCUCGGACCCGCGGACAAACCUGGAGGAGGCGCAGAGAUGGGCACGAGCUAUCCGGCAGGGCUCCUCACUCCCGACAGGUAGCGUGUGUGCGGAUGUCAGGAGGCCCUGCAGGUUCCUGGUUCUGAUAAACCCUCAGAGUGGUAAAGGUCAGGCCCAAGCUCUGUUCAACAACCAUGUGCAACGCAUGCUACAGGAAGCUGACAUCACAUACACACUUCAAAUUACAGAGCGUCAGAACCACGCCCGCGAGCUGGUACGAGAAGCGGACUUGUCCCAGUGGGACGCCGUGGUCAUCAUGUCCGGAGACGGGCUGCUGUUUGAGGUCGUGAACGGUCUGAUGGAGAGGGAGGACUGGGAGAAAGCUAUUCAGACUCCUCUCGGCAUCCUGCCUGGGGGCUCGGGGAAUGCCUUAGCUGCCUCCAUGCACUACUACUCUGGUGCACAGCCAGUUUGGGGUGAGGAACUACUAGUGAGCUGUGGGUUCAUGUUGUGUAAAGGCCUGGUGUCGCAUCUGGACCUCGUCUCCGUCUGCAUGGGAUCCAGCCAGCGCCUGUUCUCCUUCCUAUCCCUGGCCUGGGGCUUUGUGGCAGACGUGGACAUCGAGAGCGAGAAGUACCGUCACGUCGGAGCAGCUCGCUUCACCAUGGGUACCUUAGUGCGCCUCGCCUCGCUGAGGGUGUACAAAGGAAAACUCGCGUACCUUCCUGCUGAGGAGCCUCAACCCCCUCAGAGCCACGUCCGGUCGACAAGCAAUGAUUUCAACUCAUCAUCGGUUAAUUCCCACUUGUCAAGGACUUUAAAUUGUCAAAAUAACCUCUUGCACAAUUCAUGCAAUUCGAACAAUGCACACAAACCCAACUGGACCAGCGAGUCACCAGGGACCACACAAGGCCCCCCUGAUACCCUCCUUGUACCUCUGGACCAGCCUGUGCCAGCACAUUGGACUGUGGUCAAAGAGGAGGAUUUUGUCCUGGUGAUGGCAGUGUACCAGUCCCACCUUGCUGAAGACUUGAUAGCUGCCCCUGCAUCCAGACUGGACGACGGCGUUAUGCACCUGAUCUACGUGAAAGCGGGAAUCUCACGUCAGGCCCUCUUGUGCCUCUUCCUGGCCAUGGAGAAAGGUGCGCACUUGAGCACAAACUGCCCUUUUGUGGUGUACGUUAAAGUUCGCGCACUACGACUCGAACCCUAUUCACCCAAAGGGACCAUCACUGUGGACGGAGAAGCAGUGGAAUACGGUCCGGUGCAGGCGCAGAUCCACGGCAGUCUUGCGAGGAUUAUAGCCGGGUAGCCUGAUUAGCACGUAGAAAUCCACGAACUGCGGAAGAUUACAGUCAAUUAGUAAUUAAGCAAUAAAAAAAAAUUAUUUACUUUUUUAUUUAUUGUUAGUACCGAAGGAAUGGACAUGUUUCCCAUCAGGAAAGGGCUUCCUUUUUUUUCUAACAAGUAGCAUUAGGAGAAAUUUUAUUGUAAUAGCACUCGGUCCCCAUAAUCCUUGACUUGUUAUUGGUAGCACAUCGUUUCAGGGUUUUUGAAGUGAGGUACUACAGUUUUUGAGCUAAACAACGACUUCUACUGUGUGAUUGAUGUCUACUGCUGUUGUUAAAGCGCUACUAAUAGUAGUGGCAAUUAUUUAUUUUUUAUACCUCUGUUUAUUCCCCGUUUAUAUGAGGAGCAAUAUAUAUAUAUUAAUAUAUUUGAUAUAUUAUAUAUAAACCAGUACAGGACUGAAAUAAAAGUCUACACAUAAAACUACGAAUGAUCACGUGGUACAAAAAUAGCGCUUUAUUAGUUCCAGACUUGGCUAAUCAAAGAACGCUCACAAUGCUAGCUCCACAGGCUCGUCCUGAAGAUAAACAUGAUCAAAGUUCUCACAGGCUCCUCGCAUUCUUUACUAAUCUACUCAAGUAAUCUAGCUGAUGAGGUCAUACACGGCGUAUCCGAAAGCAUGAUCUAGGAUACCAGCAUUGAUUCGAAAGCUUAAAACACAACACCCCUUCCUCCCUCUGCAAAACACACACACACACACACACACACACACACAAACCAAACCCCACCCAGUCUGAAACCCAGCUGGUUUGUGCUGAUUACAUCCCCCCAUCAUCUAAACACCAAUCCCAACAUGGACCUUCUGUUUAUCAGUGUGGCAAGAUGAGAUUAUUGCGUUUCACUAACAUUUAUAUAUUUAUAGUUUGAUUGAUCAAAUAAUAUGAUAUUUAGUACUAACGCUGUUAAAAAGUCUUAGUAAAGUGAUGCUCUGAUCACAACACGACGAAUCAAAUGAUCCGUGCUGGUCGUGUGCAAGGAGAAGGGUGAGGUAGGGGGAAGGGGGCGGAGCUACAGACUCGCCUUAAGCUACAAUUAAACACUGGUGCAGAAUUAAAUAGCGGCUGUCGAGGGAGGUGUCAGUAGUUUGCAAAAUCAGCACACAGAAAGACACGCGUUAAACAGACACUACACAGAGACACUACACAGGCACUACUGCAUCAUGGGUAAUACCUGUGGUUACUCAGCCACUGAGUAUAAUCAAUGGCAUUAAAUUAUUCAAAAGACAGACGUUAUAGUGAACGUAGCGAGCAAGACAUGACGUGUAGAAUUCAUGACAUUUUUUAUUUUUUUUUUGCUGUGCACUUCACUGUGGGAUCGAACCAGAGGUCACGACCUUGGCUGUUUCCUCAAGGGGAAAGAGACGAUCCCGACGAUUCGAGCGGAAAUUUUAUUUAAUUUUUUUUCCGGUUUCAGAUUUCGAUAUAUAAUAAUAUAUAAAGCAUAACAAAAUACUAUAUGGACAAAGGUUUGUGGACACCUAAGCAUUGCUAUGUGCUUCUUCUUG